Messenger RNA from Saccoglossus kowalevskii, 2047 nucleotides. Its product is annotated as proprotein convertase subtilisin/kexin type 7-like. Gene Ontology annotation, cellular component: trans-Golgi network; Golgi membrane. NCBI's taxonomy places the organism in Eukaryota, Metazoa, Hemichordata, Enteropneusta, Harrimaniidae. Gene Ontology annotation, molecular function: serine-type endopeptidase activity. The record is from RefSeq and is a predicted model, not a curated record. Gene Ontology annotation, biological process: protein processing.
GCCGAAAAAGAUGGAGGAAUUGUUUUUUUGCUAGCUGUUUUAUUUUUGUAUAGUUUACAUGUCUUUUUGGCACCAUGGAGAAGUCUGCGCUCAACUAUAUAUCCAAGAUGAGCGUAUAGAAUGUUGUUACAACUGAAAUAAACACUAUUGUAAAUAUUGUCACAAUGUGCGUCCAUAAUGCAUCUGUUCAGCUUUUUGUUUUGCUACUACUUUUCUACUACUUUAUCCAAGUUCCACCAACCAGUGCCUUGUACCUGGAUUUCAAACCUGAUGAGAUGGAAUCACAGAAUCUGAAACCAAUCAAACCUCAGGGAACCCCGUCAUGGGCAGUCAAAAUCCAUUUCAAUUCCGUCUUUGACUCUAACAGGACAACGCUUGAUGACGCCGCUGACCAAAUUGCUAAGGACGUUAGUCUGAUUAAUGUGGGACAAGUCGGAGAAUUGUUUGGACAUUAUUUAUUUUUACAUGAAACUUACAGCAAUGUGACUAUUGAGAGCGAAGGGACUAACUUACAUGAUUUGCAGGAACGUAUUGAAAGGAAACUAACAGAACACAAACAUAUAGCGUGGUUCAACCAACAAAUUAUUAGGCCCAGAGUUAAACGGGCAUUGAACUUUCAAGAUCCGGAAUAUAUGUAUCAGUGGCACCUGCAUAAUCCGAGUGGUAUGGACAUUAAUGUGACAAGUGUGUGGGAAAAUGGAAUCACAGGAAAAGGAGUCACUGUCUCAGUUAUUGAUGAUGGCUUAGAAUGGAGUAAUCCAGAUAUUCUGGAUAACUAUAGUAAGGAAGGUAGCUGGGAUCUGAAUUCUAACGAUGCUGAUCCUUUACCAAGUGUGGAUUCUAAAGGACAGAAUCAUCAUGGUACGAGGUGUGCUGGUGAAAUUGCUGCUGUUCCAAAUACAGUGUGUGGGGUUGGAGUAGCGUAUGGUGCUAAAGUAUCAGGUAUACGUGCUUUAGAUGGUCCAAUGACUGAUAGUUUAGAAGCCACAGCUUUCAAUAAAUUUAUGCAGAUUAAUGAUAUAUACAGUUGUAGUUGGGGUCCAGAUGAUGAUGGAGAGACUGUAGAUGGACCUCAUCCAUUGGCAAAGGCAGCAUUACAACAUGGGGUUUCUGCUGGACGUAAAGGAUAUGGAAAUAUCUUUGUUGUUGCUAGUGGCAAUGGUGGUCGCUAUGAAGACAACUGUAACUUUGAUGGUUAUGCUAAUUCUAUUUACACAAUAACAGUUGGUGCUGUUGACGAGAGGGGUCACAUGCCAUUUUAUGCUGAAGAAUGUGCCUCAAUGCUGGCAGUUACGUUUAGCAGCGGCCAAAGUCCACAGAGAAGUAUUGUCACAACUGAUUGGACAUUGGAUGGAGGUACGGGCUGUACCAUGUCACACACAGGGACCUCAGCUGCUGCCCCUCUCGCUGCUGGACUUGUUGCCCUAAUGUUAGAAGCUAGACCAUGUCUUACUUGGAGAGAUGUACAACACAUUAUAGUGAUGACAUCAACCCUGGUGGAUGAAGGGAAUUCAGUGUGGUUUGUCAAUAAGGCAGGUUUUCAUCACAGUCAUCAGCAUGGUUUUGGAUUAUUGAAUGGUUGGAGGAUGGUAAAUGCAGCGAAAGUCUGGCAGAAUGUGCCGUGGAUGACUUCAUUUGCGACACCAACUAUAACAGAGGAACAAAGUAUUUCAGCUCAAACCAGUUCUCUGUUAGUCAGCCAUGAAGUUGCUAAUAAUGACGUAGAAGAGAUUGAGUUGUAUACAUUGGAACACGUUCAGGUGAUUGUGUCGCUAUCGCACGCACAGCGCGGUGAUUUAGAAAUACGUCUUAUCUGUCCAAGCGGUACUACUUCUGUUAUAGCAUCGAAGAGGAAAAAAGACACCUCUGUAGCAGGAUUUGUUGACUGGCCAUUUUCUACUGUUCGAUGUUGGGGUGAACGACCUGCUGGUAUCUGGCAGCUUAAAGUGAUUGAUCAUGGUUCAACUAAUAGUGGGAUACUUCAUCAUUGGAAACUCAACUUAUAUGGUUCGCCUAUGACCUCAAAUGACCUCAGACUAAGAAGAUA